AAAUGCUCCGAAAUCGCUCGUGACGUCAUUAGGCGGGUUCUAUACUUUCUCAUGUGGCGCCAUCCGCCGGAACAUGAUACCAUCACCGUCGGUAAAUGGAAUCCUAACCAAAACCAACCAAAAUACUGGCCCAAGACUGAACUCCAAAAUGUCAAAUGCAAGUAAAAAUGUUGGCAAAGCGACGUACAAAUAUUGUUUUGUACCCAUAUGUGUAAACACAACUGUGAAAACACCAGAUAAAAUUUUUAUAACAGUUCCGGUGCGUGAAGAUGUCCGAAAACUCUGGUGCGAAGCCGCAGGUUACUCUGGCCAAUUACGAGGCAGAUGUGAUAUUUGUGAAGAUCAUUUCAAAUUAGAAGAGGAUUUGGAAAACUAUGUGCAGUGGAAAAUGACGAAUUGUCGGAAAAAAUUGAAAGAAGGCGCCUAUCCUCGAUUCUUUGCAUGCCAAUUGAUCCCUGACUGUCAAUCGACAUCGCGAUCGCAACUAUCUAAAUUAACAGAACGAUCAUCGGAGACUGCCACGUCCUCCCAAUCAAGAUGUACUGAGACCAGUGAGCUUGAGUGUUCACAUUCGGAGCAGAUGAACCACUCUGAUGAUUUUGAAAAUUUGCCAGAGAUGCAACAAAGCUCUGCUUGCAACACCCAUGAAGACACUCGCGUUCCAAGCUCAAGUGGUCGUAUCCUGAAGAUAGAUAGAGGCACACAAACAUCAAUAAUCACUUACAAUAAAUACGUUCAGGCAAAGCCAGCUCGUAACCAUAAAGGUAUAACUUGUCGAUUGCUAGACGCUCCAGAGCUUUCCAUCGAUCAAGUGGAGAAGUCUAAAGAUUCUCCACCAAAUGUCUCGGCGACUCCAAUCAUCGAAGACCCUCUACCAAGUGCCUCAAGAUCUAUCGUCGAAGACCCUCCACCAAGUUCCUCUUCAUCUCCAGACAUCAAUCCCCGUCUACCAAGUGUGCCCAAAACAUUAAUGGAUGGAACCCCUGGCUCCAGUAAAAAGAAUUCCAUCCCCCUACAAUUUCACUCAAGUUCCUCAGACAGUAAAAUAGGGAGCAAUGGUACUGUGAACUCAUCGCUCGAUGCAAUCGGCAGUGAUAUUUUGGAUACCAGUAGUGCACCUUCAACUAGUAAUCGCAGUCUGAAACUCCAGCAUUUGAAGAUGAAUAUAUACGAAAAUUUCACGAAAUUGAUCAUCGAAGAUGAUCCACUUUUGAUGCUUGAUAUACCUGAAAGCUCCAUGUAUGUGAUAGAUGAAUUCAUCUCUUUGACAAACAUUCCUCGGAAAUAUGUAUACAUUACAAUGAAAACAAUACGCCAAAACGUUCCUCAUGCAAUUCUUGCAUACGAUUUUGGAUUAUCUGAAUCUCAGAUUUCUAGAAUUUUCAGAAAUACGGUGGGGAAAAUGGCAAAGAUGUUCGAGGAGUGGAUUGUUUGGCCUUCGAGGGAAGAGAUAUUACUGAAUCUUCCAGUUCAAUUUCGGUUGAAGUAUGGAGAAGUCGAUUCGAUAAUUGAUUGCUUCGAAAUUCGAAUUGAACACUUGAGUCAUGCAGUUCACCAGGCAGUUACUUGGUCAGAAUAUAAAAAGUGCAACACUUCUAAACAUCUUAUAUCCAUAACUUCUGAUGGUUUGAUUAAUUUCAUCUCAUGUGCAUAUGGCGGUCGCGCGAGUGAUGUAGAAAUUGUAAAAAAUUCUGGUUAUUUGUCUGCUCUCCCCCCUGGAUCAUCUGUCCUCGCAGAUAGAGGAUUUAAACAAGUCGAAUCAGUGUUAUGGCAGAAAAAGUGUAAACUUCUACGACCUCCUUCAGUUCAAACGGAUGUGCAGCCAACAGAAGAAGAAGUUUUGAAGACGAAACAAAUGGGGAGCGUUAGAAUUCACGUAGAGAGAGUAAUCAGGCGCUUGAGAGAAUUCAAAAUGUUGCAACCACAUGUCACUGUUGAUCAUAACUUAUUANUGUGCGACAGUUCUACUUAUAAUUGGAAGAAUAAGAGGAUUGAAGGCAAACAGAAGAGAGUAGACUUUGCUGAAGCCACAAAGCAGGAUAAGAGGAAAGAAAUUGAAGAGACAAGAAAGAGAGAUCGAUAUGAGNGUCUUUUGAUGGACACUUUACUUCAAUGA
Diachasma alloeum is the source of this 2116-nucleotide messenger RNA. RefSeq lists its product as uncharacterized. The record is from RefSeq and is a predicted model, not a curated record. Bases 74 to 2116 code for a protein of 680 amino acids. The transcript is spliced from 3 exons. NCBI's taxonomy places the organism in Eukaryota, Metazoa, Arthropoda, Insecta, Hymenoptera, Braconidae.